UGGAGAUGAACUGACAUGCAGCUACGAUCAACCAGCAGUUUGAUGAAUCUGUAUAGAGAAUAAAGUGAAGUGAUCAGAUUUAGACUGCUGUAUUUCUACAUGCUCGCUGGUUCCGUUAAUCCGCGCUGUGAGGAGACGGUUCUCUGUUUCUCAACUUUUUGGACUGAACAAUAUAGAGCUGAGAUUUGAAAAAGCUGGGAGAGGAAUUAAGGAGCGUCUGUAGACCCUCACACUGAGACCAGUGGGGCAGGCUGAUGGAUGGAGAGGGUGAUCAGACGAAUGAGUGUGAGGAGCGUUUAAGGGAAGUGUUUAGGAGUUUUGAUGGGACCGGAGCCGGUUCUCUAAGCCCAGAGGAGCUAGUUGAGCUCUGCAGUGCCCUACAGCUAACGGACACAGCGAUAGACUCACUUCAGAAUGCACUGUUUAAUACACCUGACCAACUAGAUGCACGGGUUGAAUUUGAGCAAUUUAGGAACGCUUUGAUUGCAGUGUUCUCCCAACCUGAAGAGACGCUAGCGAAUGAGGAAAAACCUCAACAACCAGACUCCCCGGAAGUGCAGCCACGUUUCGUGAAGGGGACGAAGCGUUAUGGUCGUCGUACCACACCGGAGUUCUCGAACUCCUUCACAGAAGUUUCUCCCACGCUGACUUUGGAAAUAGAGGAGGAAGAAGCUACAAGAAGCAAUGAUAGGAACUUUUCCAUCGAGGAGGAGCACUGGAAUGAUGAGGUCAGCAGUCCUGAGGAGUACGAGGCCGAGGGUCAGCUGCACCUGUGGAAUCCCGAUGAACCCGGUACACCACGUGGCAGCACUGCGCCCCUCAGUGACCUGGAGGAGAGACUGCAGAGUGCCUGCCUGCAGCUCUCACUGCCACUGCACGACACAGCUACUUCACAACAAUUACGCACCCUGUGUCAGCACCUCGGCCUGGAGGUAGGAGAAGAUGCCUUCCAGUCUGCAGGUGAGAUGAGCGUCCAGGAGUUUGUGACCUGCAUCCAAAACAACAACAAGCCACCUACACCCUCUGCAUCCACCCCCUACAGACAACUGAAAAGGCAUCACUCUAUGCAGCCGUUUGAUGAGAUGGGUCGCAGGAUCUCAUCUGUGAUGAGCAGUACAAUCGGACUACGUCUGUUCUCUGAACUGGAUGAUGGAACAGGACACACAGCUGUAGAGCUGCUUCUGGAUACCUGGCUGGAGGAGGGAGUAGAGAACCGAUCCCAGAUCCUAAAGGCUCUAGAUUUCAGUCUUGAUGGGAAGGUGAAUCUAAACGAACUGACUGCAGCUUUGGAAAACGAGCUGAUGGUCACAAAGAACUCCAUCCAUCAAGCAGCACUGGCUAGCUUUAAAGCCGAGAUCAGAUAUCUCCUUGAGCGUGUGGAUCUGGAGCUCGGGGAGAAAGAGAAAAUCCGCUCUGAUCUGGAGAAAGUUGAGAAGCUCAAAAGCCAGAUGGCCUCAGAGGUGGAUGAACAUCACUCCACCAUCGAACGCCUCAACCAUCUUAACCUGCGGAAGUUGGAGCAGGAACAUAAGGAACGUGUGGUUGCUCUGAGGACUGAGCAUAGCAAAGAGCUGGAGCUUGUGCAACAACAUGCUAAUCAAAAGAGAGAGGAGCUAGAACAGGAAAUCAAUAGGAUCAAAGAGGAAGAGACCUUCCUCAGAGAUCGUCUUACUCUCACCAUUAAAGAGAAUGGACGUCUGGAAGCAGAGCUGCUGGACGGUAAAGAACGGUUGGUGGAAGCAGAGGCCCAGAUGAUUAAACUGCAGAGAAACCUGGACAGUGUGCUUCGGGAGAAGUUUGGUGAUCUGGAUCUGAGCAAUGCCGAGUUCUAUCAGCAGGAGGAGCGUCUGAGGCAGCUGCGCAACAGUUACGAGGAGCAGUGUCGGGAGCUGAAGGAUCGUAUAGACGAGUUGCAAGCACAGCUGGAUGAGUUUCGUACUCUAGGUCAUCCCCCACAGACCUCCAUCAUGCCCUCUUUGUCUGAUGAGCUGGACAACGAGCCCCCUGGCAUGGAGUUGGAUCAAGGACUGGGGUCUGAGGAAGGGCAGCAGUUUAACUUGAGUCUGGAGGCAGAGAUGUUGCUGGAACAGCUAAAGGAGCAGCACGUUAGAGAGAUGGAAAACAUUUGUGCACAGCUAAAUUCCACGGUGAAUGAAUGUGAGCACAAACUGACUGAACAAAAAACUACACAUGCAGAGAAGUGGAGUCUGCUCUCCUUACAGCAUGAACAAGAAGUAAAGACUAUGAGGCAGAAAGUAAAUGAAGCAGUGACCCGAGCUGAAGAUCUGCAGGAGCAGUUAGAUCAGGAGAAGAGUAACAUCGAGGCUCACCACAGUGCGGAGCGUGCUGAGCUACAGGCACUCUACCAACAGCAGGUCAGCUCAAUCAGCCAGGAGGCAAAGGUAGCAAUGGACCGGGCACUACAGCUGGAAGAUCAGCUAAGGCUACUUGAAGAACAAGUGAGCGAGGUGGAGGAGAGCAGGGCGAGGGAGCGGGAUGAGUUAAACAGGGCUCAUGCUGAGAAGCUAAGCCGGUUGGAGCUACAUUACCAGGAGAUCUUGGAGAGCAGUCUGCAGACGGAAAGAGAAAGGCUGCAGGCCGAGUGGCAGGAGGCAGAAGAGAGACUCAAGGAUGAGAGGGGAAAAGAAAAGAAGCAUCUAGAGCAAAUCCAUGAGGAGGUGCUGAGGGUUCAGCUUAAGGAGGUAGAGCAAAGAGCCGAGCAGGAGCGUAUAAAGCUAGAGAACAGGCUUAGGCAAGAUUGGGAGAUGGAGAAACAGAAUCUGGUGGAGGAAAAUAAGAAAGCUGUGCAGGUAGCGCUUGACGAAGAGUUGGCACACAUGCAGAAGGAGCAGGAGGCGGUGGACAGGAGGCUCAGAGAGCAGUGGCUGCAGGAGCGUUCUCUCUUAGAAGCACAACACAGAACUGAGCUGAAUCGAUUACAGGAGGAGGAGAAGCAGGAACGUAGGAAGAUUGAGGAGUUAGAAAUAGCACGAGGUCAGUUACAGGAGCAGCAUGAACAGGAGAUACAAGCCAGGUUAGAGGGGCAGAGAGCAACGCUGCAGGCUGAAAUAGAGACGCAGAAAAGACUGCAGGAGGCUCUGAGGAAAAAGCAGGGCCAGAUCAAUGCCGCACAUAGGGAGGCUCUGCAUGAGCUGAGCGCCAAGCAUCAAGAGGAGAGAGAGAGACUCAGCUGCAUGCUGGAGAAACUACGGACAGACAUCUCAGAGGAGAGGAGGGAAGCUGGACGUCUCACAGAGGAAAACCUCGUUCUGAGACAAAAGAUCUCAGGUCUGAUGGAAGAAGAACAGAGAGAGAACCAACAGGAGCUGCUACUCCAGGUAGAGCAACUCCAGAAGAAAAAGAAUGCUGCUCAAAAGAUGGCUGAUGGAUAUAAGAGACAGAUUUCAGAGCUGCGUCGACGUGGGAAGCAGUUGGAGGAGGAUUACAAUGCUUUAUCAGAGCAGAACGCUAAACAUGCACAGAGUGUUGACACGCUUCAACAUACACUUGAUGAAGUGAUGCAGCAACGUGGCGCUGGUCAGCUGGACACCGACGAAGACUUUGUGGGGUCAGCUAGCAGAACGAAGAAGCUAGAGGAAGAAAAGAAGCUUUUGAGAGCGGAACUCAACCGCUGUGUGGAAAAGAUGGCUCAGCUUCGUUCAGCAGAAACUCAGCUGGCUCAACUCUUGCAGGAGAGACAAACAGCAGAUAAACAUAACCAAGCGUUACGUACACAGUUAAUCAAAGCACAGGACAAGGUCCAAGCUUUGGAUUCCACACUGCAGGGGCUGACUCAGCAGAACGCUCGUUUCAAAUCAGACCUGCGGAUCACAAGUCAGGAGCGAGAUGCUCUCAAACAGGAGGUGAUCUCGCUGCACAAGCGGCUGCAGAAUGUUAAUGAGAAGUGUCGGUUGGUGGAGAAGUCCGUGUCUGGUGUUGCAGGAUUGCAGCGAGGGAAGCGUGUGUGGGCCGAGCUGUCUGGGCUCAUGGAGGCGGAGGUGACUUUGCUGCGUGAAGAGAAUCAGCGACUGCAGAGAGAGAUCGACAGUGCCAGGCUAGAGCUCAGUUCUGCACGGGAAAAGGCUCGUCAGUUGGAGUCGCUGGUCUUGAGUAUGAAACAGCAGAAGCAGCAGAAUCAAAUAAGUCUGGCUAAAGCAGCAGAGCAGGAGAGAUCUGCUCUAAAACGUGAAAUAGAUGCGUUACAAACACAACUACACAGCAAGCUGUGUAACAGCAGUGAGGAACAGCAAGAAAUUGAAAAUCUUCAGGAGCAGAAUGAAAGGCUGAGAAACAAACAGACAGUGUUGGAGGCUCAGCUGAUGGAGGCUCAGCUUAUUGCGAUGCUGCCACCAUCACCAAUUCGAUUGUCAGGGGAACUGAGAGGACAGCUCCACGCAGAUGAGAUGAAUCCAGACAUAAAUGCGCAGGUGAUUCCAGAGCAGCGUCCUCAUCACAUGGACAGUCACUGGAGAAGUGGCGGCUUAUGAAUUUACCAGUCUGUUUCCUCCAGCCUUCCUGCUGUACUGUCCAAUCGCUCAACCUUUGCUUUUUUAUUAGUUGCUUUCUGCUGUACCACUUUUUAUUUUCUGCUCAAUUUCUGGUUAAAUGUUUUUAUUCCAGCCUGGUCCAGGCAUUGUGUACUGGCCUGAUCUUGCCAUUGCAUUGUGCAUAUAACUGCCCUGUUUUAGUAUUCAGCAGUGUCUCAUUCAUCUGCUAUUCAUAGGCUUUGUGCACAAUUUUACAUGCACAUCAGCUCAAAAUGUUCAAACCUCUUAAAAUUAUGUGACUGACAGGGUAGAAUGUAGGGCACAGCAGUCACAUUUUUGUACUCUGAUCAGUUGUGUGAUAUGCUCCGUUAACAGGUUACAGUACUUGAAGACUGAACGUAAACUGAGAAGUUUUAAACUGUGCUGGAUUUGCUUGACAAAUGAUUUUACACUCCAAUACACUAAUUUACAUCCUGAAAACUUGAACAUGUGCGUUUUGGUUUGUUUUAAUUAUGUCUGUUUUGUUAAAGGCUAUUUAUAUUUGAAAACUGCUCAUUUUGUUGCACUUAUUUUGUGUAUGAAUGUGUCCGCAAGACAAAUAAUGUCUGUUAAACAUGUAAACUGGUUCAUUAUCAGUGUUUUAUUGUCACCUCCUGUAUUGUGUAAAAGUUCUCGUACAUGUUUUGAGUUCUUUUUGUUUUUGGGUCAUUUGGAGUAAGCAAUUUCUUAGCUAGAGUCUCAUUAUUUAUGUUCCUUUUAUUUAUGUAUUUAAGUUAACGUAGAGAUUUUAUUUUUAUAUAUUUUAUUUAUGUUGGAUUUUUAUUAUUCAUGUUUUAUUAUUUAUUGUGUUUUUGUGUUUUGACUUAAAAGUAUGAACUGUAAAGCAGAAGCCAAAUAAAGAA
Trichomycterus rosablanca is the source of this 5389-nucleotide messenger RNA. RefSeq names its product ninein (GSK3B interacting protein) (gene nin). The coding region runs from base 255 to 4487 and encodes 1410 amino acids. The record is from RefSeq and is a predicted model, not a curated record. The transcript has 27 exons. Lineage: Eukaryota; Metazoa; Chordata; Actinopteri; Siluriformes; Trichomycteridae. Gene Ontology annotation, cellular component: ciliary transition fiber; pericentriolar material; centriole. Gene Ontology annotation, biological process: centrosome-templated microtubule nucleation; centrosome localization; microtubule anchoring at centrosome. Gene Ontology annotation, molecular function: calcium ion binding.